This is a messenger RNA of Solea solea (common sole), 1623 nucleotides long. Its product is annotated as mucin-5AC-like. The record is from RefSeq and is a predicted model, not a curated record. The annotation marks the transcript as partial. NCBI's taxonomy places the organism in Eukaryota, Metazoa, Chordata, Actinopteri, Pleuronectiformes, Soleidae. The transcript is spliced from 3 exons.
ACAACUACUGCACCAACCACUACAACUACUGCACCAACCACAACUACUGCACCAACCACUACAACGACUACUCCAACCACAACUACUUUUGCACUAACCACUACAACGACUGCACCAACCACUACGACUUCUCCAACCACAACUACAACUACCCCAACCACAACAACUACUGCUCCAACUACAACUACUGCCCAAACCACAACUACUGCUCCAACCACUACAACGACUGCACCAACCACUACGACAGAUCCAACCACAACUACAACUGCUCCGACCACAACAACCGCUCCAACCACUACAACUACUGCUUCAACCACAAAAACUACUUCACCAACCACUACAACUACUGCACCAACCACAACAACUACAGCAGCAACGACUACAACGACUGCUCCAACCACAACUACUACUGCUUCAACCACAACUACUACUGCUCCAACCACAACUUCCACUGCUCCAACCACAACUAGUGCUGCUUCAACCACUAAAACUACUGCCCCAACCACAACAACUUCUGCCCCAACCACAACAACAACUGCUGCUCCAACUACAACUACUGCCCCAACCACAACUACUACUGCUCCAACCACAACUACAAUUACUACAACCACAACUACUGCUCCAACCACUACAACUACUGCUUCAACCACUACUACUGCUCCAACUACAAUGACUACUGCAUCAACUACAACUGCUCCAACCACAGCUACCACUGCUCCAACCUCUACAACUACUGCUUCAACCACAACUAGUACUGCUCCAACUACGACUACUGCUCCAACCACUACAACUACUUCCCCAACCACAACUACUGCCCCAACAACAACUACUGCCCCAACAACAACUACUGCCCCAACCACAACUACUACUGCACCAACCACUACAACAACUACUCCAACCACAACUACUGCACCAACCACUACGACUACUCCAACCACAACUACUAGUACACCAACCACAACGACUCUUGCACCAACCACUACGACUGCACCAACCACUACUACUGCUCAAACUACGACUACUGUAUCAAGUACAACUGCUCCAACCACAACUACUGCUGCUCCAACCACUACAACUACUGCCCCAACCACAACAACUGCUGUUCCAACUACAACUACUGCCCCAACCACAACUACUACUGCUCCAAUCACAACUACAAUUACUACAACCACAACUACUGCUCCAACCACUACAACUACUGCUUCAACCACAACUACUAAUUCUCCAACUACAACUGCUCCAACCACAACUACCACUGCUCCAACCUCUACAACUACUGCUCCAACAACCACAACUACUACUGCUCCAACUACAAUGAUUGCUGCAUCAACUACAACUGCUCCAACCACAACUACCACUGCUCCAACCUCUAGAACUACUGCUCCAACUACAACGACUACUGCUCCAACCACCACAACUACUGCCCCAACCACAACAACUACUGCCCCAACAACAACAACUACUGCCCCAACCACAACUACUACUGCACCAACCACUACAACUGCUCCAACCACAACUACUGCACCAACCACUACAACAACUACUCCAACAACAACUAGUACUGCACCAACCACAACUACUCUUGCACCAACCACUACGACUGCACCAAUCACAACUACUGCG